This is a messenger RNA of Emericellopsis atlantica, 2382 nucleotides long. RefSeq lists its product as uncharacterized. Bases 96 to 2021 code for a protein of 641 amino acids. The transcript has a single exon. Gene Ontology annotation, molecular function: protein binding. NCBI's taxonomy places the organism in Eukaryota, Fungi, Ascomycota, Sordariomycetes, Hypocreales, Bionectriaceae. The record is from RefSeq and is a predicted model, not a curated record.
CAGACAGCCUGACAAACAAGACGCGUUUUCUUUCUCGAUCAAGCCGCUUCUUUUUCCAUCUGCAACGUUCACUGUUGACAGCCACUGCCGCGACAAUGAGCUUGCUCAGCCUUCCCAAAGAGAUCCUGCGCCUGAUAAUGCAGCUGAGUAGGCCAGACGAUUUCGAGAGCCUCAUGUUGAGCUGCAAGCGUGUCCACGAGGCCGGACAAGUCUUCAUCGCAGAGCACAACGACUUUAAACACACCUUCUGCAAUGUUCAGAUCAACGCGCGUAGCGAACCGUCAGAUAAUGCCAUGCUAUGCGGCAGCUUCUAUGAGCUAUUGGGGACCGUGGCUGCGAAUCCACGGGCGGCCACUUAUAUCCGAGCACUCACGAUACACGAUUACCGUCCCUAUAUGCCUUGUGUGGACGGCAUGGGCGUGCAUCUACGCGGCGACAAAAACACACAUAGGCCGGAGCCCGACAGAAAUUGGACACUUGUGACAGAUCUGAUCUCGGACUCCCCAUGGCUACGAGCUGCAGGAUGCAGUUCUGCGGCCUGGGUCACAAUGACCGCUGCAGUACGCGAUGCUGGCCAAAAUGGCAAGGAGGAAAGCAAUGAAGAGUCAGACAACGAAGAAGAAGACAACCAGUCGUGGAAGCAGUACGCUGCUUUCUCUCUGUUCGUGCUUCUUCUCACACAGCUCACACACCUGGAGACUCUGCAUAUCAAGUACGACUUCCACUAUGGAUCCAGCUACGAGGACGACGAGGGUGGAACUUCCGUCCUCGGCCAGGCCAAAAGAGUCCUCGACAUCAUGUCCAUAUGUGCCAACAAAAACAGUCGCCACUUGAUCAACCAAGCAUCUGCCAACGUCUCUGGUCUUCCCGGCUCACCGCUGGAGGCUUUGGCUGAACUAUACUACUGCGCACCAACCGGCGGCUCUUACCCCCUGGACGCGACGGCCUUGCAUCCCUUCAUUGCUCUACCCAAUCUUCGCCGGCUGCGCGCGCAUGAUCUCAAAGCUCUGUCCAGUGUGGAAUAUGCCUACUCGUGGCCUCCAUUGCGAUUCAUGACGCCCACAAGCAAGGAUAGCGCAGUACUUUGCGAUACGGGAGACGGCCCUAGUGCCCAGUUCCCGUACUUUUACAAUGACCUCCAAUACUCGCUCCUCGCUUCGCGUGAGCAUAGUGCAGUGGAGUAUCUGGAGCUUCUCCGCUGUGACAUCGCCCCCCAAGGCGUUGCGUCUCUUCUGAAGCGCAUGCCGUUGCUGACCACGCUUCGCUACAUGUACCACCACAAGUCCGGGCUGACCGAAUACGAUGCCCAGACGGGCUGGGACUUUGACGCAGGUGGGUUGCUGCAAGCGAUUGCGGACUCGAGUUGGGAGUCGGAAAGACACAGCAGCAGCCGUGGAGGAGAUGGUGUAGAACACUCCACAGCAGCCAGCCGUAUCACGGACUUGUCGAUAGGCAUCGAAGACUGCCCUAGACAUAUUAUUACGGGGAUCACCGGAGGAACCCUUACAAGAUUUACAAGAAUACAGAGGCUGGCAUUGGAUGUCCGCGCAUUUCUUGGUCCUGCCCCUGAGAGUGGUGAGAGGCGAGAUUCCUACCGCAGCUGGGAUCCAGCGACAUCCAGCUGGAACCCUGCAACUGACAUGCCUCGUCUGAUUGACGUUCUGCCCCGUACACUGGAGAGUCUAGAGCUGUUUGUCGACAUGCAGGGCUCCGAGGGCUACUCCCAUCGCCAGUAUUGGGACGUGGAAUUCCCCCACUGGACGAAGCUGUUGCGAGGGUUUCGGGAGGAUAGGGAGGAGCGGUUGCCAAACUUACGGGAAUUUGUGGUGAGGGAGAAUCCGCUCAUGUAUAAAGGCCACCGGCCCAGUGGCGUAUAUGAGGAAGUCGUGCUGAGCGAGGACGCGAGAAGUGUGGCAAAUCGGCAAACGGCGUUGGAAGCAGGGGCCGACUUUGUCUCUGUCGAUGGGGCCCAGUUGUCGUGGCGCCAGGGGCUUGAGAAGGAACAGGCUACUGUUUAUUAGGAGGGAUUCUGGUAAAAUAUGGCACAUGGCGCAAUGGAGAAGGACAAUGAGAGCGUACAGUUAUCACAGCUCCAACCUCCUACCACCACGGCGCCCUAAACGGAUGAGCACCUGAAUCAGUGCGGCAUUCUGGCAUUCCCUCUGGGCAGCACAGGAGCGUGUGCCAUCCGGUGUCUUGUUGUGCUGCCUAUCUCUAUACUCACUCCUCGCUUGAGCUUCUCCGCUGUGGCAUGGGCCCCCAUGGAGUUACGUCUCUUCUAAAGUGCAUGGUUGUUGACCACGAUUCGCUGCAUGUACAUAGCCGUAUCACGUGCAUUUCCCCGCUCCUAGUUCAUAGUCGUUUCGAGCAGGAAUUCAGGCU